CAGCGGUCCGUCCAUCGAAGCUGGUUUAGCGUUAAAAUGCGCUCCAGUCAACAACGCUAUCCUUCACGUUGCGCUAGCUGGACCGGCGUAUGUUAAGGAAACUAACUUCAAAUGAUCUAUCUUGCGCGUCGUUGAAUUUGCUCCAAAUCAAAACCUAGUCAGUACCCCUUCAAGAUCUUCAAUCCAGAGGUCCCAGUUUCUCAUAAGUCAUACCCGAUAUCUGGAGACUCGUGAAAAUUUGAGCUAUAGUUUUUAUUCAUGGUCGUUUUCAAUUUUAAUAGUGCAAUGCAGUAGCCUUGGAUUUGUUUAUGUGUACUUCAAUUACAAGGGAUCGAGUCUGGGUGAAUUUUUGGUGGUAUAAUGAAGGAUGUGGAAAUACCGAAGUGGCUUAACGGAUUGGCAAUGGCACCUGAAUUCCGCCCAACGGACACGGAAUUUGCAGACCCAAUUGCGUAUAUAUCCAAAAUAGAGAAACAAGCUAGUGCUUUUGGUAUAUGUAAAAUAAUUCCGCCAUUGCCCAAACCUUCUAAAAAGUAUGUUCUUUUUAAUUUGAAUAAAUCCCUUUCCAAGUGCUCUGAAUUGGGUUCGGAUCUAAAUCUCAUGUCAAAAACGGAUAAUGCUGAUAGGAUAAAGUAUAAUGGUGGGGUGAGUAGGGCGGUUUUCACUACUAGGCACCAAGAAUUGGGUAGUGAGAAAGGGAGAAAGGAGAAGGGGGUGGGAUGUCAGGUAUCCGGAGCUCAAAAGCAAGUUUGGCAAAGUGGGGAGGUUUAUACAUUGGAGCAGUUUGAAGCAAAGUCGAAGAAUUUUGCUAAGGGUCAGUUUGGCAUGGUGAAAGAGGUGAAUCCAUUAAUUGUAGAGGCAAUGUUCUGGAGAGUGGCUUCUGGUGAGAAGCCAGUUUAUGUUGAGUAUGCAAAUGAUGUGCCUGGUUCAGGGUUUGGUGAGCCAGUAGGGUCACUGCGGCAUUUUUAUAGACAUAAGAGGAGGAGGAGGAAGAGAAAGUCCUUCAAUCGGAAUAAUUUAGGAAGCUCUGAUAGCAAGGAUGAUCAAGUAGAUGCAGUGAACAGUGGUAGUUUAGAUAAAGUUUCAGGCAGGCAGAAAGAUUUUGGUUUAUGUAAAGAGACAGCGUCAAAUUCAUUACCAUCUAUGCAGUUGCAUCAAGCUGCAUCUUUUUCUGGGGAUAGGGAUUUAGACUGUACGAGUGAGUUGGAAGGUACUGCUGGUUGGAAGCUUUCAAAUAGUCCUUGGAAUUUACAAGUAAUAGCACGAUCAGCUGGAUCAUUGACACGUUUUAUGCCAGAUGAUAUCCCUGGCGUUACUUCUCCCAUGGUUUAUGUGGGAAUGCUGUUCAGCUGGUUUGCUUGGCAUGUUGAAGAUCAUGAGCUUCACAGCUUGAACUUCCUUCACAUGGGCGCUCCAAAGACUUGGUAUGCAGUGCCAGGAGAUUAUGCAUUCAACUUUGAAGAAGUCAUUCGUCUUUAUGGUUAUGGAGGAAAAACUGACCGUUUAGCUGCUCUCUCUCUCUUGGGUGAGAAGACAACUGUUUUGUCUCCUGAAGUCAUUGUUGCAUCAAACAUCCCAUGUUGCAGGUUGGUGCAGUACCCUGGAGAAUUUGUUGUGACUUUUCCGAGGGCUUACCACAUAGGAUUCAGCCAUGGUUUCAAUUGUGGAGAAGCUGCUAAUUUUGGCACGCCAGAAUGGCUUGCGAUAGCUAAGGAAGCUGCUGUGCGUAGAGCUGCCAUGAAUUAUCUACCCAUGCUUUCUCAUCAGCAACUCUUAUACUUGUUGACAAUGUCUUUCAUUUCAAGAAUACCAAGAUCCUUACUACCAGGGGUGCGAAGCUCACGUUGUAGAGAUCGUCAGAAGGAAGAAAGAGAAUUGUUAGUAAAGAAAGCCUUUAUCCAAGAUAUCUUGAAUGAAAACAAUCUCUUGACUAUUCUUCUUCGGAGAAAUCCCUUGUACCAUGUAGUAUUAUGGGACCUGGAAUUGUUGCCAUCUUCAAGUAAAGAAUCUGAAUUCUGCAAUGGUGCAGAUGCUGCAUUAUUAACAUCAAGUGAAAAAGCUUGUCCUGAGGACAAUGAUAAUCAGGAUCAUUUCAGCCAGUUGAGUAGAUGUAUAAAUGCAGUUGGUUUUGACCUAGAUGAUGAUGACUUGGCAUAUGAUUUUCAUAUUGAUUCUGGAACUUUACCCUGUGUUGCUUGUGGUAUUCUUGGUUUUCCCUUUAUGGCUGUUGUACAACCAUCUGAGGAAGCAUCAAAGACUCUUCUGCUUGAGGAUCGUCAUACCAUUCAAGAUCUAGAAGUUUUCAGACCAGUUGAAUCUCAUUCCCUUUCUGACCUCGAUCACAUGGUUGAGGCCUCUAUUCCAGUGGUUGAAUCAAGCCAACCUACACAUUCACCAAUUGAGCAAUCUCCUAUCUCUGACCAUCCAUCGUCUCCCAAGUCUGAUUCAGCUUCCUCAAAAGUUAAGACUGCGAUGGGAUGGAACAUUUCUGGUGCAUUUGAAAAACCACGACUGUUCUGCCUGGAGCAUGCAAUUGAAAUUGAAGGGCUGUUGAGUACAAAAGGUGGAGCCAAGGUUCUCGUGAUUUGUCAUUCAGACUUCCAAAAAAUAAAGGGACAUGCUGCAGCCACAGCAGAAGAGAUUUUUGUACCUUUUAAUUAUAAUGAAAUUCCCCUGGAUAGGGCAUCACAGGAAGAUCUAUACUUGGUUGAUAUUGCAAUUGACAGAGAAGAACAAACUGGAUGCCUAGAAGACUGGACUUCACAAAUGAGUAUCAAUUUACAGCACUGUGUGAAGGUGAAAAAGAAUUUCCCAUCCAAGAAUGUUAAGCAUCUAUUGACUUUGGGUGGGUUGUUCUCCGAUGCAACUACCAAUCUGAAUUCUUCCAGUUCCUAUUGGAAAUCCAGAAAAUUACGCACAAAGCGUCAUUUAAAACACCCAUUGCAAAGUAUAUCUACUGAUGGCCUUAAGAUCACGAAAGACGAGGAGGAUUCGAGAUCAAAGUUAGAGCAUCAAACUGCUAGGAAAGAGGUUAAAGUCAUCCAAUAUUCAAGAAGAAAAUUCAAAUCUCGUAGUUCUGCAGGAGUAAAUGAGGCCCCUAAAGACUCAAAUGACCAUGUUCUACAAAAUGUUCAGGCUGUUGAUGAUGUAGAUCAAGAGAAAGAAGCUAAAAGCACUACUGAAAGUAUUAUUGUCGGAGUUGCUUUAGCUUCUGGGGGACAAUCUGAAUGUGAACGCAUAAAGUUUUCACAAACAGGAGGCUGUGAUGAGAACUUUCUUCCAUUGCAAUGUGCAAAUUCAUUUACUUCUGCCACACCAGUUGUCGAAAAUGUUGCAGCACAAGCUAUGAUUUGCUCGUCAGAUGGAUUGAUGGUGAAGGAAAAUGUUCGUGGUUCAACAUGGUGUGAUCCCAAGGUGCAGCAUGAAAUCAAGGUAGAAGGAAACUUUGAGGAAAACAGGAGAUGUUAUUUAGAUAAUUCUGAUAGUGCACCUCCAGCUGAAGCUGGGGGAUGCCAUUCUGGAAAAUUUUCUGGUUCUUCUGCAGUUUCUUCUCAAAGCAACAGCAAAAUGGAAAAUGCGAGGAAGAAACAUGUGAUGAAGGAAACUGACAGUGAGGCAUCGGAUACCUUGAGUUGCAAGGGGCACAACAAAGUUCAGACAGACACAGAUAAUCAAGACAAAGCUGUUCCCGUUGGACAGCAUGAAAUUCUGACAGGCGGAGAUAAUCAAGAGAAAGCUGUUUCCGGGGGUCAGCAAGAAAUUCAGAGAGACAGAGAUGAUCAAAGCACAGAUUUUUCUAUAGGUACUGGACUAGUAGAAGAAUAUACUUCCACCUUGGUUGAAGAACUCCAUGUAGCAAGUAAUAUACCUGCUUCCAUGGAAUCUUGUGGCGAUAACAGCAGUGAUGUCUCUUUCCCUAAGCAGAGACAGCCAAAUUAUUCCAACUCUACUGCCGUGCAAUCUGAACCAAUUUUGGAAUGCGGAAGAAAGAGAAAACGAGAAGUAGACCUGCUAACACAAGAUCAAUUGCAUGUUGGCGGCUUCAUUGUAAGUCCUUGUGAAAGUUUGAGGCCAAGGGGCAGAAAAGAUGCAUCUGUCAGUGGAACUGACUGUAAGAACCCUGUCGAGGAGAAGCUGCCGGUGAAGAGGGUGAGGAACGCUUCAGCCGAUUCUAUACCUCACAAGGAUAAGAAAGAAAAUGAAACAAGACCCCACAAGUGUGACUUAGAAGGCUGUCGAAUGAGUUUCAAGACGAAGGCAGAGCUUCUCCUUCACAAACGUAAUCAGUGCCCAGUCAAUGGGUGCAGGAAGAAACUCAGCUCCCACAAAUACGCAGUAAUGCACCAGCGUGUUCAUGAUGAUGAUCGGCCCCUCAAGUGUCCAUGGAAGGGUUGCACUAUGUCAUUUAAGUGGGCUUGGGCGAGGACUGAACAUAUACGAGUGCACACUGGGGAGCGUCCGUAUGUGUGCAAGGUCAAGGAUUGUGGCCUUACUUUUAGAUUCGUGUCUGAUUUUAGCAGGCAUAGACGGAAAACUGGACAUCAUGUGAAGGUAAGUUAGGUUUGUGAUUAUCAGUACCAAAAUGUGGAAUUCUUGAGAAAAGCGAAGCAACUCAAGAAUCAUGUAAAACUAGCAUGCCCUGAUCCUUUCAGUGUAGGCUAGGAAAUUGACUGAUCUCUGUUGUGGGUAGGCAUUUUACAGUUAGAAAAUGAUUGUUUAGUUGUUUAGUUGGUAGUUGGGAUAAGUGAAGUUGAAGUUGCUACUUUUUCAUUAGCAUGGAGGAAUUGGAUCUUGACACCUGAUUGCUUAGCAUGGUCCACGAUCUUGGUGAUAUUUCAUGUCAAGUAGAAUGCACUAGAAACAAGAAAGGCCGAAAUUAUAGAGUGCAAAAAUAUGGGACAUCAGUGUGUCUAGGAUGUUCUAGCUUUUAAGUGGCUUUUUUGACGUCUUAUUUUGGUGCUUAUUGUGAAAAAGAACGUAAAAAAGGCUAGUAGUUGCUUAAAAUGUUAGCCAAACAUUGUCGAGCAUGUGAAGAUGUUUGGAUGUAAAACUGAACUUCUCAAACAUGUUUCAAUUCAUUUCA
Molecule: messenger RNA, 5083 nt
Organism: Olea europaea var. sylvestris
Lineage: Eukaryota; Viridiplantae; Streptophyta; Magnoliopsida; Lamiales; Oleaceae
Product: probable lysine-specific demethylase ELF6
Exons: 8
Coding region: 361-4560 (1399 amino acids)
Biological process (GO): chromatin remodeling
Cellular component (GO): nucleus
Molecular function (GO): histone H3K4me/H3K4me2/H3K4me3 demethylase activity
Source: RefSeq, a predicted model, not a curated record